Messenger RNA from Plasmodium knowlesi strain H, 3222 nucleotides. RefSeq names its product duffy binding protein alpha. Lineage: Eukaryota; Apicomplexa; Aconoidasida; Haemosporida; Plasmodiidae. The transcript has 5 exons. Gene Ontology annotation, molecular function: host cell surface receptor binding. The record is from RefSeq and is a predicted model, not a curated record. Gene Ontology annotation, cellular component: membrane. The coding region runs from base 1 to 3222 and encodes 1073 amino acids.
AUGGAAGGAAAAAAAAAACGUCCUUUAUUUUUUCUCCUAGUUUUAUUAUUGUCACACAAGGCUAAUAAUGUAUUAUUUGAACGAAUGAAUGGAAUCCUUUUACUAGAAUGCGAAAAUGAAUACGUGAAAAAUGAAAAUGGUUAUAAAUUAGCUACAGGACAUCAUUAUAUGGACAACGAUCAAAUAGAACAAUGGUUACAAGGAACUGAUAGAAGCAGAAGAGUGAAGAUUGAGGAAAAUGUAAAAUAUAAAUAUAACGUAGAGGAACUAAAUACAAAAUAUGAACAAAUGAAAGGAAAAAGAAUUAACCGCAUUUUGAAGGAAUCCACUUACGAGGCGCAAAAUGUUGCAGACAACAAUUAUAUAGAUGAUAAAGCAAAUGGGGAACAUAAAACUGAUAAUAAAACUAAUAAGGGGGAAGGUGCAAGGAAUAUGGUCAUGUUGGAUUAUGAUAUAUCUGGCAGUGGCCACCCAGAUGGGAUCAUUGAUAAUGUUGUUGAAUUGGGAACUGAGGAUGAGGGGAAUUUUCUUGAAAAUUCCUCAAAAGGCGGUGACCAUCCUUAUCGUAUGAAUCGAAAGGAAAGAAUGUCUAAUGGAGUUAUUAAUCAAACUUUUCUUCAAAACAAUGUAAUGGACAAGUGUAAUGAUAAGAGAAAACGCGGGGAAAGAGAUUGGGACUGUCCAGCUGAGAAGGAUAUUUGUAUAUCAGAUCGAAGAUAUCAAUUAUGUAUGAAGGAACUUACGAAUUUAGUAAAUAAUACAAGGACACAUUCUCAUAAUGAUAUAACAUUUCUGAAAUUAAAUUUGAAAAGGAAACUUAUGUAUGAUGCUGCUGUGGAGGGCGAUUUAUUAUUAAAGAAGAAUAACUACCAAUAUAACAAAGAAUUCUGUAAGGAUAUAAGAUGGGGGUUGGGGGAUUUUGGAGACAUAAUUAUGGGAACUAAUAUGGAAGGUAUUGGGUAUUCCCAAGUAGUGGAAAAUAAUUUGCGCAGCAUCUUUGGAACUGAUGAAAAGGCCAAGCAGGAUCGUAAACAAUGGUGGAAUGAAUCUAAGGAACAUAUAUGGAGAGCAAUGAUGUUCUCAAUUAGGAGCAGAUUAAAGGAGAAAUUUGUGUGGAUUUGUAAAAAAGAUGUUACGUUAAAAGUAGAACCCCAGAUAUACAGAUGGAUUCGAGAAUGGGGAAGAGAUUAUAUGUCAGAAUUACCCAAAGAACAGGGGAAACUAAAUGAAAAAUGUGCUAGUAAAUUAUACUAUAAUAAUAUGGCAAUAUGUAUGUUGCCUCUGUGCCAUGAUGCCUGUAAAUCAUAUGAUCAAUGGAUAACAAGGAAAAAAAAACAAUGGGAUGUUUUGUCAACAAAAUUUUCAAGUGUAAAGAAGACACAAAAAAUCGGGACGGAAAAUAUCGCAACAGCUUAUGAUAUACUAAAACAGGAAUUAAAUGGAUUUAAAGAGGCGACUUUUGAGAAUGAAAUUAACAAACGUGAUAAUUUAUAUAAUCAUUUAUGCCCUUGUGUCGUGGAGGAGGCUAGAAAGAAUACCCAGGAAAAUGUGAAAAAUGUAGGAAGUGGUGUUGAAUCUAAGGCAGCCAGUUCUAAUCCGAUAACUGAAGCUGUAAAAAGUAGUAGCGGGGAGGGGAAGGUUCAGGAGGAUUCUGCACACAAAAGUGUUAACAAAGGUGAAGGUAAGUCUAGCACAAAUGAAGCUGAUCCAGGUUCUCAAUCAGGUGCUCCUGCUUCUCGUAGUGUAGAUGAGAAGGCAGGUGUUCCUGCUCUAUCAGCUGGUCAAGGUCAUGAUAAAGUUCCCCCUGCUGAAGCUGCUGCUACAGAAUCAGCUGUUCUGCAUUCAGCAGACAAAACUCCAAAUACAGUAACAGAAGAAAAUAAGGAAGGAACCCAGAUGGAUGGUGCUGCGGGUGGAGAUGGUAAGGCUCCUGGUCCAACUGUUUCUUCCGAUGUUCCUAGUGUUGGGGGUAAGGAUAGUGGUCCCAGUACCUCUGCGUCCCAUGCUCUCGCUGGGGAAAAUGGUGAAGUUCAUAAUGGCACUGAUACUGAACCUAAGGAAGAUGGUGAGAAGGCUGAUCCCCAGAAAGAUAUAGAAGUAAAGGGUAAGCAAGAUACAGAUGAUAGGUCACAGGGGUCACUUGGGCCACAUACUGAUGAAAGAGCAACUUUGGGGGAAACUCAUAUGGAGAAGGAUACAGAAACCGCAGGAGGUAGUACUCUCACUCCCGAACAGAAUGUUAGUGUUGCUUCUGAUAAUGGUAAUGUUCCUGGAUCUGGCAAUAAGCAAAAUGAGGGUGCAACUGCGUUGAGUGGAGCUGAAAGUUUGAAAUCAAACGAAAGUGUACAUAAAACUAUUGAUAAUACAACUCACGGUUUAGAAAAUAAAAAUGGAGGAAACGAAAAGGAUUUUCAGAAGCACGAUUUUAUGAAUAAUGACAUGUUGAAUGAUCAAGCAAGUUCUGAUCACACAAGUUCAGACCAAACAAGUUCUGAUCAUACAAGUUCAGAUCAAACAAGUUCAGAUCACACAAGUUCUGAUCACACAAGUUCUGAUCAAACAAGUUCAGAUCAAACAAGUUCUGAUCAAACUAUAGAUACAGAAGGACAUCACAGGGAUAAUGUCAGAAAUCCUGAAAUAAAGAGUUCGGAAGAUAUGAGUAAAGGGGAUUUUAUGAGAAAUUCAAAUAGUAACGAAUUAUAUAGUCAUAAUAAUUUGAAUAAUCGUAAAUUAAAUAGAGACCAAUACGAACACAGAGAUGUCAAAGCAACAAGGGAAAAAAUUAUCCUUAUGUCUGAAGUAAACAAAUGCAAUAAUAGGGCAUCCGUAAAAUACUGUAACACUAUAGAAGACAGAAUGUUAUCGAGCACUUGUUCAAGGGAGAGGAGUAAAAAUUUAUGUUGUUCAAUAUCGGAUUUUUGUUUGAAUUAUUUUGAGCUCUAUUCUUAUGAAUUUUAUAAUUGCAUGAAAAAGGAAUUUGAAGAUCCAUCAUACGAGUGCUUUACAAAAGGAAGCUCCACAGGCAUAGUUUAUUUUGCCACGGGGGGAGCGUUUCUGAUAAUACUGCUACUAUUUGCCUCAUGGAAUGCAGCCUCGAAUGAUUAUGAAGAAGAAGCUACAUUUGAUGAGUUCGUGGAAUAUUCUGAUGAUAUUCACAGAACCCCUCUAAUGCCUAACGAUAUUGAGCACAUGCAACAAUUUACACCCCUGGAUUAUUCAUAA